Molecule: messenger RNA, 3316 nt
Organism: Eufriesea mexicana
Lineage: Eukaryota; Metazoa; Arthropoda; Insecta; Hymenoptera; Apidae
Biological process (GO): neuromuscular junction development; positive regulation of protein tyrosine kinase activity
Molecular function (GO): protein kinase binding
Source: RefSeq, a predicted model, not a curated record
AUGGUGGAUAACAAUUGUAUUAUCGAGGGAAACGUCAAAUUUCGCGACGGCAAAAAAUGGAAAUCAAGAUGGUGUGUCAUGAGGAAAUUGUCACCAGUUGCAGAUUGUCUUCACUUGCAACUUUACGGAGAUAGCAAGGAUCGAUAUAAGCAAGGUCAAACGAAAGCUUCAUUAAGUUUGCAACAUUUCCUCGGUGUGGAGAGCGGUUUCACUCUUGACAAAGAAUCCAAUACAAUAGCUAUAAUAUGCCAGGAUGUGACGGUUGUUUUAGCUUUCGACACUAGAGAACGAUUGAUACAAUGGCAGGUGAAAAUCUCCAACAAUUUGGGCGAAGAUCAACAGUUCCUGAUACUGAUCUCCACGGUUCCAUCGAAAGCGAAGCUUACAAAUGGACCAGCGCAUUUACACAUUCAGGAUCGUCGCUUCUGUAUCACCGUCGGGAUACCUCCCAGAUUAGUUGGUAUAUGGGAAAUCGCGCAUCUUCGACGUUACGGAGUGGUGGAAGGGCGAUUCUGUUUCGAGGGUGGUUCGAGAUGUGGUCGAGGGGAAGGUCUUCAUGUUUUGAUAACAGAUCAAGGAGAAGAUAUCGUGAAGAUGCUGCAAUUAGCAGCAGAAGGGAAACUGACAAAAAAGCGACCGGUUAGCCGAGAGCAGAUAACACAGGACAGUCCGCGUCGUCAGUUUUCCCGAUCGGAAACUAGGGCCAGCGAUUUUUUCCCCUCGGCUGUUUAUUCGUCUACGUAUGAAGAGCAGUGCGACAGCUGCAAGAACGAGAGCUCGCCCUAUUGGUCGUCCACCGAAAGUAGGCAACAAACUGAACUCGACAGGGAUUACAGCAGCAGAGACACCGUCUCCGUGUCAGAAUUGCCUGAUCAGCCAGGGGAAUGGCGCAGCUGUUCUCUCACUCGUCAAGGAACAUCCGCUCUCGAGCGCUGCGCUAGUUGCAUCAGCAAGCUAGGAACCGUAUCGAAAUCCUCGACUUUAGCCACGACGAUUGGCGCAAGCAGUAUAAGCAGUCCAGCAGGAACGAUGAACAAUAUAGGUUGUCAUUUGCAACCACGCACGCUCGAUCGAUUAUCGUUAUCCUCGUAUAGUAGUAGCAGCCAUGACAGCGAUUAUUCCAGUUCACAGCAAGUGGAAUGUCACUGUUCGCAAAAUUCAAAGAAUUCGCAACAAGCGAGUGUUCAACGCAUGUCGCCAAGUCCUAGCGCACUGCCACCGAGACCUCCGAAACCGUCCCAAAGUACUGCCACGAAGAAGGUUAAGAAACCUCCAAUGCCACUGCCAAAUGAACAAGUUUGCGUGCACUCGCGUAAGCAGCAGCUGAUGAUACGAAAUGCAAAUGCUGCUGCUGGUCCUUAUGAAAAUUAUGACGUGCCCAAGACGAUUUUGGGCCAUCACAUGCUGUUGGAACAGAAUUCCCAACCGGAUCAGUAUUACGAUACGCCAAGGAAAAUCAAAGAAUGCCUAGCACUGCCAAAAACUUAUCCUAAUUACGAUACACCGCAGGCGCCUCAAGCUGUGGUGUUGCAACAAUGUGGUUGCCCGGCUAAGCUCACCGUUCAAUCCCCCAGAUCCUCGGGGUGUCCCUGCCAAAACGUGAUGAGUUGGGCUGGUUUCGUACUGCCAUAUUGCAGACGAGGCGCAGGAAUUGAACCAACCGGGGUUGCCGUACAUCCCGUGAAGCUUUCUGGAGAAGGAAAAAUGCCUGUGGUAAACGCGAGCGGAGAGAUUGCGAUAUACGCAACAGCGAAACGAGUGAAAAAAUCGGAAAACGUCGAAGAUAAAGACAAAGAUAAUUGCGAAUGCCCAGAAAAUGUAACCAACAAUUAUGAAAACGUUGAACCUGUAAUCGAUACGCAACCCGAAUCCAAACAAGCAAAUUACGCGAACAUAGACUUUACUCAGUCCCUGGAGCAUUAUGAAAACAGCAAAGACCUUUUAGCAAAGAGUGGAAUAUCGCAGGAAGAAAUGGAAAAGUUUUCCGAUCAAAUUAAGGACGAUACACCUGAACCGCCCACAGAAGAUUCGUCCAAGAUAUGUCAGAAGUGUGGUCACGUUAAGGACCGGGAGAACGACUACUUAGUUAUGGAUCUCGAGAAACAAACGCCAAAGAAACCGUUCCCUGGCUAUCUUCCAAUGCAGCCAGCGCACAAUGCCUGUUCGAAAGAAAUUUUAUCCAGAAUCUGCAGCGGUAUAAAAAGCUCGAGCAACCCUGCAUUGUCAGGAUCUGCGUUAUCGGAGGGCGGCAAGAAACGAUCCGAUUCCGAGUUUCGCGUUCCAGGUUCGGCGAUGUUGUCCAGUCCAUAUCUCAGGCGUCGUUACCUGGAUGGAAACGGUGCAACAGAAUCCAAUGGGAACAUUGGUAUGCUGUUGAGAAAGCGCUCUUAUUCUGCGGAAUCUGCUCACUAUUUGGACGACGAGAAUCACACUUUUCCGUCAACGUUGACCAUUCACAAAUGUUCUAGCGAAGCGGAUAAAGCUUCUCUGGUCAGAGGAGAGACGCACUCUCCGUGCGUUAACUCAGAGACCAAGAUUAAUCAAGAUAGUGGGCAAAUGUCGAUAACCUCGCCUCAACCAACGUUCAUAAAAAUUCGACGGUCCUCUUCCGUUCCAUCUAAGACUGGUCACAACCGAGACUCCUCUAGUAGCAACGAUUCAGGCGUUUCUACUGGAUCUCUUAGUCACAGAACAGCGGAAUUCGUAGAAUUCGAAUUAUCACUGGCGCCUUCGACGUCGACGAGGAAGCAGAAUGUAUUGUCUGUUUAUAGAAAGAGUCCACCGCCUACGUGUUAUCAUAGCAGCCUACCGAGAAAAUCCAAAUCCAGUGAUCCACUUCGAGAAUUGUCCUUUCAGUUUCAAAAAAUCAAGAUCCCUACGAAAUCCUCUUCGGCGGAAGCUGACAUUCCGACGUGUUUACCCAAACCCGCGAAAGGAUACAAUAGUCCAGGGGAAGUGUCCAGUGCUCCUUACAUCGACUCACGAAGUACAAGCAGCGGUACAUCCGAUAUGUCCGAUUAUAUCGAGACAUUGUCGUUGUCGUCUCACUCUUCAUCCGAUACACCAGACAGUCUGAGACUGGGUGGCAGAGCAGUGGCAACGACGCUUCGUCCUCGUAGUGGGAUUGAGCAAGGAAGAACGUUGACGACACCUUCCGCCAAUUACGCGAAUAUUACGCCGGUACUUGAGAAAAGCGAGUCCCCUUCCCCUGGAUACAUGAGCAGCUCUCCCUUUGAACAGCCACAACCUACUCGCGAACACUUUUUGUUUCCCGAUGAAGCUUGAACGUAGCAACAUUGUUUGGGAAGAGAGCGGA